AUGGCUUCCCUGUCCACUCUUUCCAACCUCCUCGGGGAGUUUAUCUCAUCUCUUCUCACCUGGAAAGCCUUAGCACUACUCCUGGCAUUGAUCAAUCUCAAGAAUCUUCCUCUGGUCUGGCAUGCCCGCCUCCUCCACCACCUCUACCGCAACCUCCGCCGCUCCCCGCGAGACCCGCACCAUCCGCCCAGCACGCACCCACUCCCGCACCCCACGCACCCGAUCUUCCUCCCACUGACCAUCACCUCGCGCACCCCGAUUCUCGAAACGGACUACAACUUCCACAAAUCCAACAGCACCUACUUCUCGGAUCUGGACAUCGCCCGCACCGCCCUCGCCACCCGCAUUUUCACCCCGGGCUCGCGCAUCGUGAACCGCGACCUCGACGCCGAACUCGCUUCUUCUGUCACUUCCCCCUCUACUUCUGGGGCCAAGGACUCACCCCAAAACGGCAGCAAACUGCGAUUAUACAUCGCCGUCGGCAGCGUCUUCUGCUCCUUCAAGCGCGAGAUCAAGCCCUUUGAGCGGUACGAGAUCACCUCCCGUUUGAUCGCGUGGGAUGAGAAGUGGGUGUAUAUUGUGAGUUAUUUCGUGAGGCCGGGGAAAGGUGGCAAUGGUAAGAAGGCCAAAGGGAAAAUGUUGGCCUCGGCGUUGGGCAAAUAUGUGGUUAAGAAGGGGAGGGUGACGGUUCCGCCGGAGAGGGUGUUGAGGGCGAGUGGGUUUCUGCCGGAACGGCCUGAUGGUGCCGAAUUUGAGUUAGUGGGAGAAAGCGUGACGCCUGGGGAGAGUGGGAGUGAGGAGGGUAUUACGGCUACGGCAACGGCUACGGCGUCGGGGGUGGAUACGGAGGUGGUGAAGGAGGUUAUAUUGAAUGGAGGGGACGGGGAUGGGGAUGGGGAUGCGGAGAAGGAGGAGCAGAGGAGGAGGAAUGUCCGGUUAUCGUGGAAUGAGGAGGAUUGGCCGUGGGAGAGGAUUGAGGAGGAGAGGUUGCGUGGGUUGAGGGUGGUAGAGGGGUAUGCUGGGUUGGAUGCGAAGCUGUUUGAGGAGUGGGGUGGGGAGUGA
Messenger RNA from Aspergillus saccharolyticus JOP 1030-1, 1062 nucleotides. Its product is annotated as acyl-CoA thioesterase. The record is from RefSeq and is a predicted model, not a curated record. Bases 1 to 1062 code for a protein of 353 amino acids. The transcript has 2 exons. Lineage: Eukaryota; Fungi; Ascomycota; Eurotiomycetes; Eurotiales; Aspergillaceae.